UCCCUCGCACCUUGUUUUUUUUUUCCUUAUUGUGUGACGUAUUUCUUUUUUUGUUUCCCCGAAAAUCUCUUCUCUCUUCUGAAAUUCUGAGAAGACGGGCGCCGAAAGAAUUUUCCAUGGCGCAUUAGCGAUCCGCGAAUCGGAAGCAAGCAAUCCGGAGAACUGAAAGGAGAGAGACAACGGUCUCGAGAGACUCUAAUAAUCGUGUUCUUCACGAGAAAAUCCGAUUUCUCUCUCUCUCUCUCGUAUAUUGUAUUUUUCGAGAUUCUUCGCCUUUUUCCUUGACGAAAUUUGAAAAUUUUUGAAUGUGUUGAUCAGGAAAAAAAAGGUGCUUUUGUGUUUUGAUUAAUCAUUCUUUUUGAAAAAAGUUUUGAGCUGGAGGGUGUUUGAAAAAUUCAAUGCCAUUGUGUUUUCUAUCUUUCUGAGUUCCAAUCUCUCUCUCUCUCUCUCUCUCUCUGUGUGUGUGUGUGUGUGUGUGCCGCAGCCAUGGCCGAUGACCAGUCUAUCCUCCCCAAGGAUAGUUUCAUUUUCAAGCUUCCUAAGAAGUCACCACUCGUGUUGAGGAUGGUCGUCCUGAUGUUUGUAAUGGUCUGUGCUAUCUACAUUUGCUCGAUUUGUCUGAAGCAAAUAGGCGUAGGGCCAAAGGCUGGAUUUUUGAACGUUGAGGUGUUUCAGAGGCCUUGUCCCGAGCCUAAUAUCGAACCGUGGGAUAUACCGUAUGUGCAUUAUCCUAAUCCAAAGACCUAUAGCAGGGAUGAAUGUUCGUGCCAUCCUGUGAGGUAUUUCGCCAUUCUCUCCAUGCAGAGAUCUGGAAGUGGUUGGUUUGAGACUUUGCUAAACAAUCAUACUAACAUUAGCUCCAAUGGGGAGAUCUUCUCGGUCAAAGAUAGGAGGGCCAACACUUCCACCAUCUUUGAGACCUUGGACAAAGUUUAUAAUCUGGACUGGUUGAGUAGUGCCUCUAAGAACGAGUGCACUGCAGCCGUUGGUUUGAAGUGGAUGCUUAAUCAGGGUCUGAUGAAACACCAUGAAGAGAUAAUAGAUUACUUCAUAGCCCGAGGCAUCUCGGCAAUUUUCCUCUUCAGGAGGAAUCUCUUGCGCAGAACCAUUUCAGUUCUUGCAAACUCUUAUGACAGAGAUGCUAAGCUCUUGAACGGGACUCACAAAUCCCACGUUCAUUCUCCAAAAGAGGCUGAAAUAUUGGCACGCUACAAGCCGAGAAUCAACACAACCCUUUUGAUACCCGAUCUCAAGCAGGUUCAAGAGAUGACUUCGAAAGCUCUGGCAUACUUUAACACCACCCGCCACAUCGUUGUGUACUACGAGGAUGUUGUCAAGAACCGCACUAAACUAGACGAUGUGCAAGAAUUUCUGAAGGUCCCAAAACUUGAGUUGAAGAGUCGGCAGGUGAAGAUUCAUCAUGGGCACCUAUCGAAACAUGUAGAAAACUGGGCAGAGGUCCAAAAUACCCUAAAAGGGACCAAGUUCGAGAACUUCCUACAUGAAGAUUACCGCAAGUGAUCUAACCCUAGGACUGGUGGUGUACAUAACUUGCUCUUGAAGUAACAAUCUCUGCCUCUCUUCAUUUCUUGUUCCUGGGGCCUGCGUGGGAUCAUAUCAACUCGCACCAACUCGUAAGAAAAGUUUUGGUUCUGCCUUCACGCAAAAUUUUGCAAGUCCUCUCUACUACUUUCUGGUUUUCCAAUUUCUGAUCAGUUGAUAGUUGAUAUUCAAUUCAAUUUAUUCCUUUUUUUUAAUCGGUUUCUCUUGCAUAUAUGGGAAAUGGGGAGAUCUAUUGUAUUGAAGAAGAAGAAGAAGAAGAAUUUCCGUUCUUCUUCCUUUCUUCUUCGACUCCAUUAAAACAUCUUCAUGUCAAUGUUUACUAGAUCUGAUGAAUCAUGUUCUUGGCUUGGUUCUUGGUUC
Messenger RNA from Tarenaya hassleriana, 1923 nucleotides. RefSeq lists its product as uncharacterized. Lineage: Eukaryota; Viridiplantae; Streptophyta; Magnoliopsida; Brassicales; Cleomaceae. The record is from RefSeq and is a predicted model, not a curated record. The transcript has 6 exons. The coding region runs from base 487 to 1521 and encodes 344 amino acids.